This is a messenger RNA of Clonostachys solani, 1452 nucleotides long. The record is from the annotation of a GenBank genome assembly. Lineage: Eukaryota; Fungi; Ascomycota; Sordariomycetes; Hypocreales; Bionectriaceae.
AUGGCUGGAGGAAACGAGGAACCGGCAUAUCGCCAAUACCGCAACAACACCAACCCCAAGUGGUGGAGAGACCCUGGGCUGCGUACCAAUGUAUUCCACUGCGCCGGCCUGUAUUUCUGCGUUUUCUAUCUGGGCUACGAUGCCUCCCUCUUAAAUGGUCUUCAAGCCAUGCCGCAGUGGCAGAAAUACUUUAACCAUCCCAAUAGCAGCUAUCUGGGCUUGAUCUCUGCUAGUCUUUUCCUACCUGCGAUUGUCACCCCUUACAUCAGCUCUGCUAUAAAUUCGCGAUGGGGCAGGAAGGCAUCUCUGAGUGUUGGCAGUCUGGUCUUGAUUCUUGGUGCCUUUGUUAAUGCCUUUGCGAAUAGCGGAGCCAUGUUCAUUGCUGGACGUGUCUUGAUCGGUGCCGCCGGCCCAUUCGGCAAGAUUACUGCCAUUGCUCUGCUGCAAGAAAUAGCCCACCCCCGACUCAGAGCUAUUCUCUCUUGCUGCUUUUAUUCUAACUACUACUUUGGGUCUAUUGCAGCUGCAUGGUUCUGUUAUGGGUCGCUUCAUUGGGGAGAUACGGAUUGGUCUUGGAGGGCACCAUGUCUCUUUCAGGUCUUGGCACCAGCAGUUGUCCUAGCUUUUAUGUUCAUUAUCCCUGAAAGCCCUCGAUGGCUCAUCCAUCAUGACCAACGGGACAAAGCGAUGCGUAUACUAGCGAAAUACCAUGCCAACGGGGAUAUGGAAGAUGAGCUUGUCCAACACGAAUAUGGGGAGAUUUGUCUCACAAUCCAGCUCGAGGAAGAAAACUCAAAGACAAGCUUUGUUGACUUUUUCAAAACUCCCGGAAAUAGACGACGUCUUUUGGUUCUCAUUACCAUGGCUACAGGCACGAACUGGGUUGGCAAUGGCAUCAUCACAUACUAUCUUACCCCUGUUCUUUCGCUUGCCGGUAUCACAGACUAUACACAGAUAUCGGGAAUUAAUGGCGGCCUAGCCAUUUGGAACUUGAUUCUAGCCUAUAUUGCUUCGUUCGAUGCCGAAAAGGCUGGCCGGCGAGUGAUGUGGCUUGCUUCCACUGCCGGCAUGCUCGCCACCUACAUCGUUAUCACCGGUCUAUCUGGAAGCUUUGCAUCAACCCAUAGCCGUCCAACCGGGAUUGCCAUCGUUCCUAUGCUCUACAUAUAUUAUGGAUUCUAUGAUAUUGGCUGGACUCCUUUGCCCUUCUCUUACGGAGCAGAAAUCUUGCCCUACCAUAUGCGUCUGAAGGGACUGAGUAUCAUGCUCUCCGUGCAAAGUGUUGCUCAAGCAUUUAACCAAUGGGUGAACCCAGUUGCCUUAGCCGCUUUGGCUUGGAAAUACUACACGAUAUAUGUGGCGCUUCUCUGUGUAUAUUUGGUCAUUGUGUACUUCUUCUUCCCCGAAACUAGGUUAGGAUUCUCUUAUAUCACUCUACUUUCAUCAUGCUAA